GGCUACAGAACUGCGAAAUCGCGAUGCGCGCCGCGGGCUAAGAGGACGACGCGGAAAGAGAGGACGCCGGUUGACUGGCGUGAGAAAAAGGGACCGACGACGGGAGAAACGUAAGGGAGCACGACGAAGUCAGGAAACGGCGGGUGUCGCUCGAAGGCGAAACCCAGAGGGUGGAUGGACUUUCAUUCCUCGGGAAGAUCUUCUCGUAGCGCGAUUACGAGUCCCCGGGAUGCAAGGCUGACAUGGCGGAGGGUUCGGCCGAGGAGGAACAGAGCAGUACCGCUGCGCCCGCUUCCCCGCCAGCUGAUCUUCGCACUCUGAACACCCAAUUGUCGCCGCCUUAUCACCACCAGCCCCAUCUCCAGCCUCGUCUUCAGCAUCUGCAGCAUUCCAACAUGCUGGCGACCGCCGUACCGCCCCGGCACAGCCACAGUAUGCUGUCUCAUCAGGUGAAAGCGGAGGCAGAGCUGGACGCCCCCUGCGAUUUGCCAUUGAAUCUCAAGAGCGAGGAGAGCGACAGGAGUAGCGCCGGAAGUCCCGAGCCGGCGACAGGUGCACUCCACGAGCACCAAAUGAUGAUGGAUGACCUGAAGAAUUCACGGAAGAGACGACGGAGCCCAUCACCCGAAAAUCUUCAUCAAGCGAAGCGCGCGGCGGUAGCGCAAGCUCAUCUAAACGGGACGAUGGCCGGCAUGGUGACGCUCCAGAAUCUGCAGAACUUGGCGAAUCUGCAAAAUCUCCCGCAAGUCGCGUCGUUGGCGGCCGGGCUUCAAGGAAUGACAGCGGGACUGACCAACAAUCAAUUGAUCAACACUCCCUUGAACUUGACCGUCAGCUCGUCGGGCGGAACGGUACCAACAGCCUCGAGUACGACGGCGGCCCCUCAUCUUCUGCCACCUAGUUCAGCCCCAAUGGCGACGUUACCUCAGCUAUUAUCUCAACCGCAACCAGUCGCGAUGCCUCAAUUCAUCCUAACGUCCGGUCAAUUGGUUCAGGGCAUUCAGGGGGCUCAGCUUCUUAUCCCCACUUCACAAGGCAUCGCUACCCAGACCAUCCUGACCAUACCGGUCAGUCACGUCACGAACAAUCAGAUGGUGAACUUGGCGCUGAGUAAUGGACAGGUAGUUUCCACGACGCUGGCCAACCUUCAAUCCCUAGCUCAACCGCAAAACAUGCUUAACACGCCCACGAACAACGUUCCCACGAGCCCCAGCCUGGCAUCGGGAUUAGGACUGAACCCUGCCGCUUUGCCGCAUCUUCUGAGCAAUAGCUCGGCGAGCCAACAACUUCUGAGCGCGAUGCAGCCUCAGCAACUACUUCAGGCUGCCCAAGCGGCGCAGGCACAAGCGGCGCAAGCCGUACAGGCCGUUCAGGCUUCUCAGCAACCACUCCUAACGACAUCGCCUCAGCAGCACAGCCACCGACACACCUCGCAUAUGAAUCAUUACACACCGACGGAAAAACAUCACAGAGAGAGGCUGGAGCAGUCGUCGCCUUUGAACGAAUCCGUAGUGUCCGCGGCAUCCGCUUUGAACAGAUUGGCCGCCAGUAAUGGCGAGAUUACUAUCACGACGACGCAUGGACCUGGCGGUGCCGGAAUAAAAGCUUCCCCCAGCAGUAUGCACAGUCCGAAGGAGGAGGAGGAUGAUCUCUUGAAUGAUUCACCGAACCAGCCAACGAUUAACGAGGCCACUAACAACGUGGUCGAUGGGAUCAAUUUGGAUGAGAUCAAGGAGUUCGCCAAGGUGUUUAAACUGCGCAGACUGUCUCUGGGUCUGACACAGACCCAAGUUGGGCAGGCCCUGAGUGUCACCGAGGGGCCCGCGUACAGCCAAAGUGCCAUAUGCAGUGCCCUGGCUACCCAGAUGUACGCUGCCUCGCAGAUUGCCUCUCAGCAGCAAGCUACAUUUGAAAAGCUGGACAUUACGCCGAAAAGCGCGCAGAAAAUUAAGCCCGUACUCGAGAGGUGGAUGAAGGAGGCGGAAGAGAGUGCAUGUGAUUACAGGUAUAAGAGCGGCGUUAAUCAUCUGACGGACUUCAUCGGGGUCGAGCCGAGCAAGAAGCGAAAACGGCGGACCUCCUUCACGCCGCAGGCUUUAGAAUUGCUGAACGCACACUUUGACAGGAACACUCACCCUACCGGCAAUGAGAUCACGACCCUGGCGCAUCGGCUGGGAUACGACAGGGAGGUGAUAAGGAUCUGGUUCUGCAACAAGAGGCAAGCUCUGAAGAACACGGUGAGGAUGAUGUCCAAAGGAGUCGUAUAGGGAAGAAGUACAUCCACCGAUCAAACGAGCAACAUAUGAGAAAAGCUUCAAGAUACGGGCGACGAGGAGGAGCGCGUCUCGUGAAGCUUUUCGAAUUGCCACGUCUCUUCGCGCAGAAUAAAACGAGCAGGAUCGCGCACGAGGCCGAUACUUCCGUGCACCGUUCCGGAAUAAAGAAAAAGAAAGAGAGAAAGAGGCAGAAGGAGAGGGAGAGGGGGAGAGAGAGAGAGAGAGAGAAAGAGAGAGAGAGAGAGAGAGGCGCGAUUAUUGAAUUACUAUUAUCAAGCCGGCACGGGAAGAUCGUUCCAGAUCGCGCGAGCGGAGUCCUUCGAAUAUUGUGAUCGCAGGUGUAUACGAGGUCUAUAUGUAAAUAGCUUUAAUCUACGAAUAUGUGAUGUAUACAUGAGUCGAAUAUCGAGAACUGAUAAUCUAAAAUCGUUGUCUCUCUCAUUUGGUACCAAUUCGUCGCGCGCUUCCAAUUUUCAUAGAUAUACAUCUAACGGAGAGCACUGACUAGCUGAUCCAAUUUCGAGUUUCGAGCGAGGCAGUUAUCGACAAUUGGUAAGCAUUAACGAAUCGACGGACGUAAAUACCUCGACGAUCGAGAUUACCGCGGGGCCGUUUAUCAUGCAACGAUGGAAAAACCGCUUCCAGACUUUUCUAAUUAAUUGCAGUUGCUCGAUCGCGCGCGGACAACUCGUCGGGAUACGUACGUCUAUCGGAACACGUUCCAUCUAUCUACCUAUCUAUCUAUCGAAACCGGGCGGAGAGAUACUAUAUUGAUCGUCGCACACAGAUAAUAAUGAUUCAUAGAAAUUCAACUAUCUUCACAAAACGAAACCGUAAUUUACCGUGAGCGAGGGAAAGGAAAAAGAGCGGUAAGGCGGCACGCGAGCGCGACGUGCGUUCCGCGGCGCGAGCAGCAGCUCGCAGAUGCAAUCGAUACAUAAUCGACUGGCGUAACUGAUCGAAGCAAACGCACUCAAAAUCGUAACACACUCGAAGGGCGGCAAUGUAAUCGCGCGCGGCGAAGAACCGCGACCGAGUCCGAUCGUGGAGAUAUCCUGAAAUAUCAUUGUUGCUCGUUGAGUUGCGCAAAAAAGUAACGAAAAAAAAAAAA
Molecule: messenger RNA, 3387 nt
Organism: Harpegnathos saltator (Jerdon's jumping ant)
Lineage: Eukaryota; Metazoa; Arthropoda; Insecta; Hymenoptera; Formicidae
Gene: pdm3
Product: POU-domain protein pdm3
Exons: 13
Coding region: 243-2267 (674 amino acids)
Biological process (GO): regulation of transcription by RNA polymerase II
Molecular function (GO): DNA-binding transcription factor activity, RNA polymerase II-specific; RNA polymerase II cis-regulatory region sequence-specific DNA binding
Source: RefSeq, a predicted model, not a curated record